AUGGCUGCGAAAAAUGAAACAGCGCAAGAAUCCGUCGAUGGGCCAUAUUACCUCGAAAAGGUGUUGAUACCAGAUGACUCAGACGACGAUUAUCAAUAUGAGGAAGUUCUGGCCGAUGAAGAAAGGAGCAUGGCAGAGGGGGAUGAUGAGGAUUUGGAGGCCGCGGUAAGAGCAUUGCGCGAUGCUUCAGAUGGAACGGGGUCAGUGUUACAGAGGCUCAGCUCAGCUAAGCAACCCGUCUCCCACAUUCCAGAAGUGGUGGACGACUUUCUCCGCAACUUCCUUGUCAAAAUGGGCAUGAGCAGAACUUUGGAUUGUUUCCAAGCAGAGUGGUACGAAAUGGAGCAGAGGGGGUUGUUGAAAACCGAGCUAGUGGAGUUUGUGCCUGACGCGUAUACACACAACCAACUUCUAGACAACGAGCUGAAGAAUGUACAGAGAGAGCGGGACAGCUACAGGCAGGCAGCUUCCAAAGCUAGCGAAACACUGGUCAAGCUUCAGAAAGAGAGGGAUUUCCAUCGUCUGCAGCAUAAGCGUGUUGUCCAAGAAAAGAACAGGCUUGUUGAAGACAUCAAACGACUGAAGAAGCACUAUGGGUCAUAUGAGCCUGCACUGAAGCAGUUGAGUGAUAAGUACCAAGUGGCGCUGAAACAGAAGAUGCUCAUCAGUUUAGAGAGGGACAGAGCAUGUGGCCAGGCCAACAGCCUGGAAGCCACCCUGUGUAAUGUACAUUCCUCAUCUACAAUCCGCUCAGCCAACAGAGACACAGGUCUGCCCCCACAACAGGAGAAAUAUCAGAGUAAGUCUGGGAAAGGAGUCCAGCUACAGAAUGAUGGAAUUGCCCUCUAUGACCAAGACAAAGACCCAACUAAAAACACAGCUCAGAAACACCCGAAAGACUCAGAGUUUCCUGUCAGCAGCCGUGUGAACCCCUACUUAGGCCAAAUUAAAGCCCUGGCCUCACACUGCUCCAAAGCAUCUGGAUUCCGCUUCACCAACUCACUGAAGGCCCAUACCCUGCCAAUAAGCUGUCUCGCCCUGCACCCCCGCAAGUUUAUUGUAGCCUCCUCCAGUGACGAUCAGCUCUGGAGGUUGUGGGGUAUGCCCAUGGGGGACAUGAUCAUGACUGGAGAGGGUCAUAGUGAUUGGCUCUCUGGCUGCAGUUUUCACCCAAAUGGUGGUAGCCUGGCCACCACCAGUGGAGACACAACAGUAAAGAUCUGGGAUUUCUCCCAAGGCCGCUGCAUCCUGACUCUGGAUGGUCACACCCAUGCCACUUGGGGCUGCUCCUUCCACUCAUGUGGGGACUUUGUGGCCUCCUGCUCAAUGGACAACACUACAAAGGUGUGGGACCUGCAGAGCGAGCGCUGUCGUAGCACGCUGCGUGGCCACGUUGACUCGGUCAACAGUGUUACUUUCCUGCCCUUUUCCAACACUCUUCUUACGUGUUCAGCUGAUAAAACCCUGUCUUUGUGGGACGCCAGGAUUGGCCUGUGUGCACAGACCUUCUAUGGCCACCAGCACUCCUGCAACCAUGCCACCUUUAAUGCACUGGGCAACACUGUUGCCUCCUGUGAUUCAUACGGAGUGGUCAAACUAUGGGAUGUGAGGAAAGUAGCAGCCAUGAUAACCAUGGACACUGGGCCACAUCCCAGCAACCAAAUGGCCUUUAGCCCGUCAGGCCGAACACUGGCUAUCGCCAGUAAUGAUGGCUCAGUUAAGCUGGUGGAGCUGGCAUCUACUCAGGUGUCCAGUUUAUUGGGCCAUGAUGAUGCUGUCCAGAGUGUAGUCUUUGAUCACAAGGGGGAGUACUUAUUAUCAGCUGGGUCAGAUGGUGCCAUUCUCAUCUGGUCAUGA
Molecule: messenger RNA, 1857 nt
Organism: Salvelinus namaycush (lake trout)
Lineage: Eukaryota; Metazoa; Chordata; Actinopteri; Salmoniformes; Salmonidae
Product: sperm-associated antigen 16 protein
Exons: 1
Coding region: 1-1857 (618 amino acids)
Biological process (GO): axoneme assembly
Cellular component (GO): axonemal central apparatus
Molecular function (GO): protein binding
Source: RefSeq, a predicted model, not a curated record